AUGAUAAAAUUUUUAUUUAUAUUAAGUUUUAUAAUUCCUUUAUGUUUUAUAAAAAAUAUAUUUUGAAUGGUUCAAAUAUUAUUAUUAUUAUUAAUAUUUGUUUUUAUAAAUAGAACAAUUAAUAUUAUAAAUUUUUGUAAUAUAAGAUAUAUAUUUUCUUAUGAUAUAAUUUCUUUUGGACUAAUUUUAUUAAGAAUCUGAAUUAUUAUUUUAAUAAUUAUAGCAAGAGAAAAUUUAUUUAAAAAUAAUUUUUAUACAAGUUUUUUUUUAUUUAAUAUUAUCAUUAUAUUAAUUAUGUUAUUUAUAACUUUUAGAGUGAUAAAUUUAUUUUUAUUUUAUUUAUUUUUUGAGUCUAGAUUAAUUCCUAUUUUAUUAUUAAUUAUUGGGUGAGGGUAUCAACCUGAGCGAAUUCAAGCAGGUAUAUAUUUGUUAUUUUAUACAUUAUUUGCUUCUUUACCUUUAUUAUUAGGAAUUUUUUUUAUUUUUAAUGAAAUAAAUUAUAUUAUAAUUUAUUUUUUAAAAAUAUUUAAUUUUAAUUCUUAUUUAUUAUAUUUUAGAAUAAUUUUAGCUUUUUUAGUUAAGAUACCAAUAUAUUUUGUUCAUUUGUGAUUACCUAAAGCUCAUGUAGAAGCUCCAGUUUCAGGUUCAAUAAUUUUAGCUGGUAUUAUAUUAAAAUUAGGUGGGUAUGGUCUUUUACGUAUUUUAAUUUUUUUACAAGAAAUUAAUAUAAAUUUAAAUUAUAUUUGAAUUAUUAUUAGAUUAGUUGGUGGAUUUUAUAUUAGAUUAAAAUGUUUUUGUCAGGUUGAUAUUAAAUCUUUAAUUGCUUAUUCAUCUGUAGCUCACAUAAGAAUUGUUAUUGGUGGAAUUAUAACUUUAAAUUAUUGAGGGUUUAUGGGAUCAUAUAUUUUAAUAAUUGGUCAUGGUUUAUGUUCUUCAGGGAUAUUUUGUUUAGCUAAUAUUAAUUAUGAACGAUUUCAUAGUCGAAGAUUAUUUAUUAAUAAAGGGUUAAUAAAUUUUAUGCCUUCUUUAAGAUUAUGAUGAUUUUUAUUAAUAUCUUCAAAUAUAGCUGCCCCUCCUUCUUUAAAUUUAAUGGGAGAAAUUAGAUUAAUUAAUAGAUUAGUUAGUUGAUCUUGAAUAUCUAUAAUUAUAUUAAUAUUAAUUUCUUUUUUUAGAGCUGGUUAUAGUUUGUAUUUAUUUUCUUAUACUCAACAUGGUAAAUAUUAUUCAGGAAUUUAUAGAUUUUAUACAGGUGUUUCUCGAGAAUAUUUAUUACUAAUUUUACAUUGAUUCCCUUUAAAUUUUAUAAUUUUAAAAGUUGAUUAUAGAAUAAUUUGAUUUU
Molecule: messenger RNA, 1339 nt
Organism: Pectinophora gossypiella (pink bollworm)
Lineage: Eukaryota; Metazoa; Arthropoda; Insecta; Lepidoptera; Gelechiidae
Source: the annotation of a RefSeq genome assembly